AGGGUCCAGAAGGGGAUGAUUUAAAAGAAAGACAUUGAGGCACCCUUCUGUAAUCAAAAUCCAGAUUGAAAGAGAAGCUAGAAGAAUGGGCGAUUACCAUUUCGUCUACAAGGACGUAGAAGGAGCCUCUACUCAAUGGGACGAUAUCCAGAGAAAGCUUGGAAAUUUGCCCGAAAAACCACCCGCUUUCAAGCCCCCACCUUUCACCCCUUCCUCUGAUGACCAACCCAAAGACAAAACCUGGAUCGAUUCCAAAACCUCCGAAGAACUCGAAGACGACCUCGACGAUGAUCGAUUCCUCCAAGAAUAUAGGUUCUCCUUCACCUUUUUGGUUUUUUCAAGGUUUUUCUUUCGUGUGUUGGUUUUGUUUUUCUCCAAGGUGGUCGAGAUUGAACAAAAUUUGAAGCUUAUAAAGAUUUUGUUGAUGGGACUCUUUGUAUUGUUUGCUUGGAUUCCUGAAUGUGGCUUGUUGAUGCAAAGCAUUGAAGAAUUGGCAAGAAAAUAUCCUGCAACAAAAUUUGUUAAGAUAAUAUCUACAGAUUGUAUCCCAAACUAUCCAGAUCGAAAUGUUCCGACUUUAUUGGUUUAUAACAAUGGGGCAGUUAAAGGAAAUUACGUGGGUCUGCAUAGUUUCGGGCGAAGAUGUACUCCUGAAGGUAUUUAUGUCUAAAACUGCCAGCCUCGUAGUUUUAUGUUCUUUUAUUUUGAUGGAAUUAAAGGCCAAGCUUUCAGAGGAGUU
This is a messenger RNA of Vigna umbellata (rice bean), 739 nucleotides long. Lineage: Eukaryota; Viridiplantae; Streptophyta; Magnoliopsida; Fabales; Fabaceae. The record is from RefSeq and is a predicted model, not a curated record.